AUGCUAAAUGGGCUUUAUAUAAAUGGGCCCGUUAAAAGCCGACCCGAGUGGAAACUAUGGAAGAUCCGAUAUUGGUUUCAAGAGAGAAUUUCUGAAAAUCAUUGGCGCCAACAAAGCGAACAAUCUCUGAACAUUGCUACUUCGUCGUCUUCAGCAGAUCUUCAUCAACGAAUACGACCGCUUAAAAACUUAUGUGGUGGAAUCUUAAAAGUUUUGUUGAUUUUGUGCGGGGUAACAUGGAUGAAGAUGAGAAAUCUGAACAGACAGAAAGAUCAUCCAAACUAAAAUUGGUCAUUCACCGUUCUAGCGGAGCAAUCAUGACAAUAACGAUCUCUGUUGGUUCUAGAGGAGCAAUCGUGACAAUUACGAUCUCUGUUGGUUCUAGAGGAACAAUCGUGACAAUUACGAUCUCUGUUGGUUCUGCCAUGUUGUUGAAGCCACUUGUCUAUGCAACGAACAUGGAACCCGUGGUUACACUUGGGGAGCAGCCUGAGCUGUUCACCGGAAACAAAAUCAGACAAACAAAUGACACACUCUUCGUCAAGCCCUGGCAGGUUCAUCUCAGGUGA
Molecule: messenger RNA, 569 nt
Organism: Arabidopsis thaliana (thale cress)
Lineage: Eukaryota; Viridiplantae; Streptophyta; Magnoliopsida; Brassicales; Brassicaceae
Exons: 7
Coding region: 192-569 (125 amino acids)
Source: RefSeq, marked reviewed